Cryptotermes secundus is the source of this 3079-nucleotide messenger RNA. RefSeq names its product zinc finger BED domain-containing protein 1. The coding region runs from base 178 to 2364 and encodes 728 amino acids. Gene Ontology annotation, molecular function: protein dimerization activity; DNA binding. The record is from RefSeq and is a predicted model, not a curated record. Lineage: Eukaryota; Metazoa; Arthropoda; Insecta; Blattodea; Kalotermitidae. The transcript has 8 exons.
CCAAGAACGAGGGAUUGAAGUUCGAUCAGAAUAUUGUGGGGUUCGAUAUUUAUCUAUUUGUCAACAGUUGAUUAUAUCGGAUAUAUCGCGGUAAAUUUGGAGUGCUGAAGAAAUUAAACACGUUUAUGGAAGAGAUGGAUAAAAUGUUUUUCUUGAGUGUGAAGAGUUAAUCUCUUUAUGGAUUUUACAACGCGUGGCAUCCAUAUUGUAGCAGGUAAAGAAGGGGAAGAAUGCAAUAUGGACCAACAAAAGAUGCAGAUGAUGUUGGCUAGAAUGAUGGAAGAAAAACACACCUUCACAUAUAGAAAACUUGUAGUUCCUAUGUCAAUGCGUAGCAUAUACUGGAAAUAUUUUGGUUUCCCAGCCACAGAUGAUGGAGAUAUUCUCACAAAAGUAAAAAUUGUGUGCAUUUUAUGUAAAACACAAAUAGCGUACAACCGCAAUACUAGCAAUUUGCGAAUGCAUUUGCAGAACAAACAUCCACAUGAAUUGUUAGAAUUGGAGGCUAAUACGCCACCACGUCGCCCAAGUAUGGAGGCAAAGGAGAAACGAUCACAUAAAAAGUCUCUUAAAGCCCAAGGUGGCAUUGGACCACCACAUAUCUACACAACAGCAGCAGAUGGUACAGUGCAAAUAGAAGGAGACAUUCAAUUCAUUACUGACCCAAACAUUAGCCUUCAGAACUUUGAAGAUGGAGAAGGCACUAGUAAUCAGAACAAUGUGCGAGUUGUGUUGAAAGGUAGUAGUCCUGGUUUGUCCAAUCAGAAUGUGGCUAUCAUUCUCCCAGAAGACAAUAUUAACAGUCAUCUUCAUGGAAUGAUGGAUGGUAAAACAGUAUCUGAUGCAAUAGCAGAGUUUGUGAUCCUUGACUUGCAGCUGCCAGAUGUAGUAGAAGGUCGAGGUUUCCAGAGGCUCAUUGCAACUCUGAGAUCUCCAUGUGAAAUCCCAAGUAAGACAAAGCUGGAGGAAGAACUCAUACCAAAAAUUUAUGAUUCAUUUAAAGAGGCUGUCCAGUCCACUGUGGCUUGCAUCCCUGGCGAGGUUGGCCUCUCUGUGGAAGAAUGGUGUUCUGGGAAUGGAGAGGUAUUCAUUACAGUGGCUGUGCACUACCAGCACCAAUCAACAGAUGCCCUUAUGGAGACCAGAGUGCUGAGCACAAUACAUUGCCCCUGUGAUAUGGACGUAGCACAGUGGUCUGUAACAUUUGACAACCUUUUCAUGGAGUGGGACAUCAAGUUGGAACAAGUCACAGCUGUUGUGGUGGCAACAACACGGCAUGAAGUGAUCAGAGCAUUAUCUGACAAGGAUCUAACACUUGUUCCAUGUCUCGUUCAUAGUCUGCAGCUUUGCACUGGUGCAUGUUUUGAACAACCUGAUGUGGCAGCCAUAUUGAACAAGUGCAGGACUGCUAUUGGACUCAUUGGAAGGAGCAAUGUUGCAACCACUGCCCUCAGAAUCCAGGAACAGAUGAUGCAGCUUGAGGAGAAUGGACUGAAGAUGGACUAUCCUCGAGUCUGGACUUCAACAUAUACAAUGCUGGAACAGUUACUGGUACGGAAAGGUGUCAUGGGAUCAGUGCUGGAUAACAUUGAAACCGUGGACAGAGAUUCCAUCACAUUGACUGAGGAUGAGUGGAGGGUGGUUGAAGAUCUAGUCAUGGUGCUGGAGCCAUUCAAGGUAACAAUAAUGACGCUCAGUGAAGAGAAAACACCACUGAUAUCAUUACUGAAGCCUCUUCUUUGGCAACUGAACAGUUCACACCUGAAACCAAAAGAAGGUGAUUCAGAAACAGCCAGAUCUUUCAAGGAGGCACUGUCAGAAAGUCUGUCAGAAAGGUACAGUGACACAGCUGUGAAUCUGCUUCUACAAAUGGCCACUACACUGGACCCUCGCUUCAAAUUGCUACCCUACGCUUCAGAAGAAGAUAAGAACAUCAUCUCCACUUCCAUGAAACAAAUGCUUAUUAAAUUCAUUGGGGAGGAAAGAGGGAGGAACUCAGGACCAGCUGAGGAGUCUGCAAGCAAAAAAAGUCGCCUUUCUGGCAUGGAAUUCUUACUGGGAGACUUGUGCUCAUCAAAGACAGGAAUGCCUGCUGAAGAGCGAGCCAGUCUGGAACUAGUUCAAUACCAGUCAGAAAGUACAGCUGCCCUUGACUACUGUCCCCUGCAGUGGUGGGCAAAGGCUGCAGCGAAGUGUCCCAACCUUGCACGCCUUGCCCGAAAGUACAAUUGUGUGCCAGCAUCUGCCACACCUCCUCACCGCAUUCCACAGGAAAAUCAGGUCCUGUUUGACAUGAGGAGGGCAUGUCUGGGACCUGAACUUGUGGACAAACUUCUGUUUCUCAAUGGAAACCACACUGUGUGAGACACUACUGCAUCAGCCAAUGGGACUGGUGCAAAUUGUGGAGAGAACACCCAGGAAGUGGGUACAAGUCAUCUGUACAAGACCUCAAAGAUUGAAAUCGAAGUAGUCUGUGCAGUACACUCUUUCUUUGGGCAUCCUUCCACAGUAAAGGUGCAGAAAUGGUAUGAGGAAAUUAUGGAAGGGAAACAACAAAUGAAGGAAGGUUUGUCAAACUUUGCCAAAAUAUAGAUAAAUGAAUACGUCCCUAUCAUGACAGAAAUUGGACAAAAAAUGUAAUUGUCUGUAAUGAUUACAAUUAGCAAGAUCAUCUUUCAUCAACACUUGCCCUGAAUUAAGAGAUUCCAUUCAUAUCCAGUACCAAAUGGCUUAUGUGCACAGUGGUUAAUGUGCAUGGCUUUUCCUUCUCCACUUCAAAACCACCAUACUAACACGUCUCAGUGCCACAUGCUUUCUCCUUUGCCACUGUCUGAUACUGUGAUAUUUUAUUUUUACAAAUAUUUUUUUCUGAAUUUGUUCACACCAUAUUUAUAUGAUACACAGCAUGAUUCUCCUGAUAGAGGAAAUCUGAAUUAAAGGACAUGAAUAAAGCAGGAAGAAUUAAAAUACCCAUAAUUCAACAUCUGUAUCUGGUCAGUAUUAUAUGCACAGAUUGCAAUAUUGGCAGUCUCUCUCACAUAUCAAAACUCAAGGAAUAAAAGGUUUAAUAGCAAAGGAA